AUGGGUAACCAACGUUUAUCUUGGUUUAAUGAAAUAGACGAUGAAAUUAUCAACGAAAUCCCAGAUGCGAGAAACGAUAACAGCGUUUACAGAUUACCAGAAAAUGUGAUUCCUCUAAAAUACGACAUCUUCAUUGAUCUUUACUUCAACGAGAGGACCGAUAGACCGUUCAGUUACGAUGGUCAGGAGUAUAUCUUAAUACAGGCCGUUCAAAGCAAUGUUACACAGAUCGUCCUACAUGCAAAUGUGGAUACAAUUAAUAGUGUAACAUUACUAAAUGAGGAUAACGUUGAAGUUGCUUUGAAUCCAUUGAAUCGAUUUGAAAUAGAACCCUUGUAUCAUUUCCUGAAGAUUAACCCAGUAGAAACAUUAAGAACAGGGACGAACUAUACCUUGUAUAUUAGCUAUACCAGCACUAUGAAUGAAGGUCCCAUGAACAGAGGCAUUUGGAGAGGAUGGUAUAAGGAUAGUGGUGGAGUAGAAAGAGUUUACGCUACUACGCAUUUUCAGCCUUAUAAUGCAAGACAGGCGUUUCCUUGCUGGGACGAGCCUCUUUUCAAGGCUAUCUUUAAACUCCACCUGUCCAAACCUGCAUCAUUCUCAGGCACUUUUACCAACACACGACUUGAAAGAUCAGUAACGUUAGCAAAUGGCAGAGUUAGAGAUGAUUACCUCGAGACUCCGAAGAUGUCAUCCUACCUUGUGACAUUCCUUGUGAGUGAAACCUUCCAACCAAUUGCCCAAGACCUUUCUCGUAACCCUCCCAUUAGGAUCAUUGGCAGAUCUAAUACCGUUGGACUUGGUGGUCACGCCUUGAACUUAGCAGUCAAACUGACGGACUUUUUUGAUGAAUAUUUUGGUAUACCUUAUUCAACCCUACAUCCCAAUUUGCUCAAUGAUCACGUUUCCUCUCCGGAUUGGGCAUCCGCUGGUACUGAGAACUGGGGUAUGGUCAGUUAUAGAGAAUUGCAUAUGAUUGUUGACCCCAACGUAGCUCUCAUGUCUGUAGAGCAUUAUUCAGCGACUUUGGUUUCCCACGAGCUUGCCCAUAAGUGGUUUGGAAAUUACAUCACUUGUUACUGGUGGAGUAACACAUGGAUUAACGAAGGUUAUGCCAGUUACUUCGGUUACAUUGCUACUCAUCAGGUAUUUCCCGAAUACGAAUUGCACGAUCACUUCAAUUCCCGCUACCUUCAGACAUCACUGGCUUUUGACUCUGGUACUGGUACCGUUCCUCUUAACCACGAUGUGAAUACACCAGCGCAGGUCACUGGGCACUUUGGCACUAUCAGCUACUCGAAGGCAGCCGCUUUUGUUAGGAUGACCGCGAACAUUAUUUCUCUAGAAACAUUUAGGAAAUCCUGCCGAAUCUUUUUGUUAAACAAGAUUUGGGUGAAUGAGCCCGGAUAUCCGUUAUUGAACGUUGACGUCAAUCAUUCCACAGGAGAAAUAACUUUGAAUCAGGAGCGCUUCUUUUUAAGUACAUCAGCUGCAGCAACUGGGCAGGUCUAUCCUAUUCCGAUUACUUUUUCAACCAGAAGAAAUGCUAACUUUAAUAAUUUAACGCCCAGUCACAUGAUGACUACGGCAAGUUACACAUUACGCAAAGAUCAGGGUGAAGAGUGGGUAAUAUUCAACAAUUUGCAACAAGGUCACUACAGGGUUAACUAUGAUAAUAAAACCUGGGAUAUAAUAGCGGAUACAUUAUAUAACACACCGGAAGAAAUUCACUACUUAAACAGAGCUCAGAUCGUUGACGACGUCUUUGCCUUGAUGAGGUCCACUAGAAUGACUUAUAAUGCUGGAUUCAAGAUAUUGAGAUUCCUGGCUUCCGAAAUUAACUUCCAUGUUUGGGAUCCCGCUAUAAGUGGUUAUACUUGGUUGAGAAAUAGACUCAGACACCUCCCUGAACAUAUAGCUGAAUUUGAUGUAUAUCUUUUAAAUCAAAUGGAUUACGCUGUAAGGACCUUGGGACCUGAACCUGCGGCUGGCGAAACUCCUACCACAACUAUGGCGAGACAAAGCAUCCUGCAUUUCGCAUGCACUAUUGGUCACAUCAGAUGUACUGAAGAGUCUUGGAGGCAAUGGGUAAACUGGAGAGAUAACAAUGUCGCUGUCAAUUCUCGUGUUCGCCGCAACGUCUAUACCACGGCCAUGAGGCAAGGUGAUUCAAGAGACUUUGAGUAUCUACUAAAUGCCUUAAACCAGACCAACUUCGCAAAUGAAUAUCUUGAAAUCUUGAGAGGAUUGGGUGCAAUCAGACAACCUGAGCUGUUAAACCGAUACUUGUCUCUUACAUUGACUCAGAGCGUAAGAUCCCAUGACAAGCUGAACUCAUUCAACUUUGCUCUUCUUGGUCACCGAGAUAACGCUCGCACCGUGUUACAAUUUGUCAAGAACAAUAUAAAUCAGAUCAGAACUGCUUACGUCGAGAAUUCUCCGCCUUCACCGGUGCACAGCGCUCUUUCAAAUCUCGCCUCAUACCUUGAUGAACCAGAACUAGUUGACUACGAAAACUGGCUCCGCUCGUCACAAUCCAACAUUCCUCAGUUCGCCUCAGCUAUAAGUGCUAUUAACUCAGCUCGUAGUAAUAUGAACUGGGGUACACAAAACGCAGAUAUGAUUAUAUCUGCUACAGAAGGAAGUUCUGCAUCUACGGCUGUUUCUUCACUUGUUCUAAUCACUAUGGCCCUUAACAGCGCCAUGCAUAUCAUCAGCCUCACAUGUUUAGCGCUCGUCGCUCUUGCAAGAGCUGACUUCCCUGUGGACGUCAAAGCUCCCGUCGCCAACGUCCGCAACGACGACGCGGUCUACCGUGUACCUGAAGAUAUCGACCCUAUUCAUUACGUGGUCGAAAUCACUCCUUACUUUGAAGCGGAGGGCAACAAGGAGGCCUUCACCUUCGACGGAAUUGUCACACUUACAUUUACGGCUACACAAAGCAACUUAAACUCGUUCGUUAUUCAAGAGAAUGUCAGAGAGAUAGUUUCCGUGAGUCUGACUACUGCAAGCGGUGUACCUGUAACUGUAGCUUCGUAUGACCGAAUCAGGGAGUAUCAUUUCCUUCGAGUGAACCUUGCCGCAGGAAAUACUCUAGUCAAUGGAGCAUCGUACCAACUGACUGUGGUGUAUGUAGGCAAUAUUAAUGAGACUCCUCUCUCAAGAGGUGUGUUCAGAGGAAACUACAUAGGAGAUGAUGGGAGAGUACACUGGUAUGCAGCCACGCAUUUGCAGCCAACCCACUCUAGGCAGGCAUUCCCGAGCUUAGAUGAGCCCGGUUUCAAGUCAACUUUCGACAUCAUUAUUAACAGGCCAGCCAAUUACGGCGAGACCUACGCAAACAUGCACCUUGUAUCUAGCACACCAAACGGCAACCGCGUGAGAGAAGUCUUUCAAAGAACUCCUCGAAUGUCAGCUUAUUUAAUAAGUUUCCACAUCAGCGAAGACUUUACUGUCCUUGCUGACAACAAAGAUAUAGUCAGGCCCUACAGGAUCCUGGGCAGGCCAAACGCUAGAGGACAGGGCGAAUAUGCUUUGGAAGUUGGACCCCCUCUUACUACGUGGUUAAGCAAUUAUUUCAAUAUUGAUUACUACAACAUGGAGCCAAAUAUAAAAAAUGAUCAAAUUGCCUCACCUUACUGGGCCUCUGGCGCUACUGAAAAUUGGGGUCUUGUCACUUACAGGGAACUACGUCUCCUGUACGAAGAAGGUGAAACGAAUGCUGUGGAUAAAUUGAGCAUCGGAACUAUCACUGCUCACGAAUUAGCUCACAAAUGGUUUGGUAACCUCAUCACCUGCAGAUGGUGGGACAAUGUCUGGAUUAACGAAGGAUUCGCCAGCUACUUCGAAUAUUUUGCAAUGGAUGGUGUUGAUAAAUCUUUGGAGCUCGAAGAUCAAUUUAACAUCAUGUACCUGCAAAGUGCAUUAUCGUCUGAUCAAACAACAUCGACCAGGGCUUUGCAACACACUGUCAACAGUCCCACGCAGGUCACCGGCCAUUUCACGGGCAUCAGUUACACUAAGGGAGCUUCCUUGCUUCUCAUGCUGAAGCACCUAGUUAGCGAAGAUACCUUUAAGAAGGCCUUGAACUAUUUUUUACUUGACAGAGCAUACAGAGAGGCGUUCCCAGUAGAUCUUUACAACGCCUUUAGGAGAGCAGUCAGUGAAGACGGCUUAACUAACGUUGAAAUCGGCACUUUUAUGCAAACCUGGGUUGAUGAGGUUGGAUAUCCCGUGCUGACCGUAAAUACUAACAUGGAAACCGGCGAUAUGACCCUGACACAGGAACGAUUCUUCAUCAGCGCAUCAGUAAACACAACACAACAAAUAUGGCCGUUGCCCCUUACCUACACAACUGGCAGUUCCCCCAACUGGGAUAAUUUGCAGGCGUCUCAGGUGAUGGGCACAAGAUCUACCACACUCACUAAAACCUCAGGAGAAGAAUGGGUUAUAUUUAAUUUGCAGCAAAAAAAUAUGUACCGUGUCAACUACGACUCGCAUAACUGGCAACUGAUUGCGAAUGCGUUGAGCGAAAACUUCAGCAGUAUUCACCAUUUGAAUCGAGCUCAGAUUGUCGAUGACGUGUUCGCUCUGAUGCGUUCCCGCAGAAUGACAUAUGAGCUCGGAUUCCAAGUGCUUCAAUUUUUGAAGAGGGAUACGAGCUUCUAUUCGUGGUAUCCUGCUAUCACUGGUUUUAACUGGUUGAGGAAUCGAUUCCUGCAUCUGCCUGAAGUUUCAGCUGAGUUUGAUAAAAUUAUCCUUGACUUCAUGGACAAUACCGUUGAGCACCUUGGUUAUGAUGUAGAUGAAACAGAAAAUCUGAGCACCACACUCAACAGAUUCUACCUUCUUACAUUUGCUUGCAACGUUGGCCACGAAGGCUGCAUCAGCGAUUCUCAAACGAAAUUCAGAGCUUUAGUCACUAAUGGUACACCUGUAAACCCCAACUUGAGGCGUCACGUAUAUUGCAUUGGUCUCCGUUCCGGUGAUAUGGGAGACUUUAACUCCAUACUUAACUUAUAUCGAAGGUCGAAUAACCAGGCUGCUGAAUUAGUCUUGCUGAGAGCUUUGGGAUGUACCACGAAUCAGCAGGCUGGAGUACAAUAUUUGGAUUUGAUUCUGUCAACACAAAUUAAAGCUCAAGACAAAAUGAACGCCUUCUCGUUCUACUAUAUAGGCCAUAGAGACAACGCUAAGAAUGCUUUGGAAUGGUUGAAAAGCAACAUAGUAGCUGUCAGAACAAACCUUACACCGCCUUUGUCGUUCAGCACUUUCCUUAGUACUCUCAUUAGUUACUUAGACGAGGAAGGUCUGCAAAAUAUGGAGACCUGGUUGAACGCAAACACGGCAUUAGUUCCUGAGUACAACGUAGGUCUGAACGCUAUUAAUUCAGUCAGAGCCAAUAUGCAGUGGGGCGACGAAAAUGCACAAAUCGUUUUAGAAGCAGCUAGAGGUUCCGCUGCCAUCCUUCUACCAACUACUAUGGUCGUGGUAGUGAGCACAAGAAAUGUAUUACCGACUGCUAGCUAUAGCAGUAAUAUGCUUACUGCCGCUGCCAAUAUUACUGUCAGAAUGAAUUCAAACACUAUUCAACUCAAUAAUUCCAAUCCUUUAGAGUUUAAUACUCAAUAUUCUUUUGCUUAUAUCAAUUUAAUGACUGAAUUAGUUCCUAAUAAUCAGUAUGAAGUUACAAUUACUUAUAAAGGACCACUUAGAACUGACUUGAAUGGAUUCUACAGGAAUUAUUACUUGGAGAAUGGAGUAAAGAAAUGGUUAGGAGCUACACAAAUGGAGCCUACACAUGCGAGAAAAGCGUUCCCAUGCUUUGAUGAGCCCCAACUAAAAGCUACAUUUACUAUUUCGAUUGAUCGACCUUCGACCUACAAAAACUCACUUUCAAAUAUGAAAAUGCAAUCAUCUAGGGAUUUAGGCAAUGGUUACGUCAGGGAAACAUUUCACCCUACACCGAGGAUGUCUACAUAUUUGGUCGCUUUCCUAGUCUCAGAAUUCGAAGCCGGUCAAUACAGAAAUGGUACCCAAGAAUUUGGUAUCUUCUCAAGGCCUGAAGCUAAGAAUCAGACUUUAUAUGCUUUCGAUUUUGGCAUAAAAGUCGUGGAAGAACUUGGAAGCUAUUUUGGCAUUGACUACUACUCUACAAAUGAGAAUAUAAAAUUGGAUCAUGUGGCUAUCCCUGAUUUUAGAGCAGGUGCUAUGGAAAAUUGGGGUCUCGUUAAAUACAGAGAAGCCUUGCUUCUCACUGAUUCAGAUCAGACAGCGCCCUACUUUAGAUACAGAAUUGCUCAGAUUUUGGCUCACGAAACAACUCAUAUGUGGUUUGGAAAUCUCGUUACCUGCCAUUGGUGGAGUAAUACAUGGCUAAAUGAAGGGUUUGCCAAUUAUUUCCAGGACUAUAUAACCUCUUUGAUUGAACCGGAAAUUGGUUCCGCCAACCUACUGGUUACCAGCUCUGCGUACGUUGCUUAUGCUGCAGACGAUACUCCCACUGCAGCACCACUUACUAACGAUGAAGUCAAUUCUCCUGCUGAAAUCAGUGGCCAUUUUGGAAGUAUUACAUAUCAAAAAGGUGGCUCUAUCAUUAGAAUGAUUCACUAUCUCAUCGGAGAUGACGCUUUCAGACUUGGUCUCCGCACUUACUUAACAAACAAUGCUUUAGGAUCCGGAUACCCAAAUCUACUCUACGCUGCUUUAGAUUACGCAGUGACCACACAAAAUUCACUUAGCUCAUACCCUAACACCACUGUAGCUGACGUAAUGGGUUCUUGGGUUUCUCAAGCCGGUCACCCUAUAAUUCAUGUCAAUAUUAACUAUAACACCGAUACGGUAACUUUAACUCAGAAACGGUUUUACAUAAAUGCCUCAUACUCAUCAAAUGAAAUUUAUAAAAUUCCUAUUACCUACACAACCGGAUUAUCGCCUAACUUUAAUAACACUAAGCCUAUGUUCAUAAUGAAUGAUCAGUCAUAUGAGUUUACUAUUGCUAAUGUUAGUCAGACUUGGGUGAUAUUCAACGUACAGGAGUCAGGAUUUUAUAAAGUGAAUUAUGACCAGCGCUCUUGGGAACUAAUUGCAUCACUCUUAAAAGGACAGGAACGCACUAAUAUACACCAUUUAAAUCGAGCUAAGAUUGUAAACGACCUUUUCGCUUUUCUAUACGGUGAUGAAGUAAAUUUCUCAGAUCUUCACAAUGUACUAGAAUUUUUGUCCCAAGAGGACGAAUAUUCAGUGUGGCUAGCCGCUUUAAGAGGUUUUACGAAAUUAAGGAAUAGUUUCUUGGGUAACAAUGAUGUGUUACCUCAAAUUGAGAGUUACAUUCUCAGUUUUAUGAGCAGCUAUAUUAAUAGAUUUGGUUAUGUUGAGAGACAAACUGAUUCUUUCGAAGAUAUGAGAAAUCGUCAACAAAUCCUGGAGUUUGCUUGCAAGUUAGGUCACAGUGGAUGUGUAUCCCAAGCUAAAGCUAUGUUCAAAGCGCUGAGAGAAAAUGGUACAGAGGUCUCCCCUAGUCUACGUUCAGUAGUCUACUCAACUGGACUACGCUAUGGUACUGGUGAAGACUACGACUUUUUAUGGAACCGCGCAAAGAGCACAAAUCUAGCAAAUGAAAUUUGGAUAAUUUUGGAUGUUUUGGGUCAUACUACAAAUGAGGAAAAACUGAAGAGGUACCUAGUAUCAAUGACGGAAGACAACAGCCCUGUUAGGACCCAAGAUUUAACAACACCGUUGUCUAGUGUGCUCAGUAACUAUAGUAAUUUACCUCUCGUCAUGGAUCUACUGAAAACGGACUAUGCUUCAUGGGCUUCCAUAUAUACAACUAUGGAUUCGGUCUUAAGUACUGUUGCGUCUAAUCUCCGUACUGAAAGCGAUUUUAGCGAAUUCGAAGCUUUCUUGUCAAGUUGCACAGAAUGUACAGAUGCGGCUAAGACUGCUGCAAGGAACUCAUUACAAGUCGCCAGGGCAUCGAAGGUUUGGGCCGACAGUCACGAAGCAGCUAUAUUGUCAACAUUUAAAAACAACUCCAACACAGCAAUCCCUUCUGUUUUAAUGCUGAUUAUUAGUUUAGCGAUCUUCUUCAUAAGAUAUUAG
Arctia plantaginis is the source of this 8100-nucleotide messenger RNA. The record is from the annotation of a GenBank genome assembly. NCBI's taxonomy places the organism in Eukaryota, Metazoa, Arthropoda, Insecta, Lepidoptera, Erebidae.